This is a messenger RNA of Xyrauchen texanus (razorback sucker), 5719 nucleotides long. Its product is annotated as 1-phosphatidylinositol 4,5-bisphosphate phosphodiesterase beta-4-like. Gene Ontology annotation, molecular function: phosphatidylinositol-4,5-bisphosphate phospholipase C activity; calcium ion binding. NCBI's taxonomy places the organism in Eukaryota, Metazoa, Chordata, Actinopteri, Cypriniformes, Catostomidae. The record is from RefSeq and is a predicted model, not a curated record. Gene Ontology annotation, biological process: phosphatidylinositol-mediated signaling; lipid metabolic process.
GCUUGAGGGCGAGUGAGACACACACACUGGUAGAAUAAAGACAGAAGGAGACACAGACAGGAUCUGGACAGAGGAGGGUGUGAGACAGCAUCAUCAUCAUCAUCAUCUUCAUCAGCGCGUGAGGACACUGUGACUGUCAUUGGUUUCCUGCAGCGGCGUCUAAAGCUCCAGCAUCACCCGCCUGAAUGAAGAUGUCGCUGCUGAACUGAAAGUGAUUGUCUCCUGUCUGUAGCUGGUCAGAUUGUUCACGUUUCAACUUCUCUCUUCCAUCCGGUGUGUGCGCUGUCAUCAUGACUAAAUCAUACCAGUUUAACUGGCAGAAACACGUGCCUGAGUUCCUGCAGGAGGGAGCUGCGUUUGACCGGUUUGAUGAGGAUCCGUUCGUGUUUGAACCCAGCUGCCAUUUCAAAGUCGACGAGUUCGGCUUCUUUCUCACGUGGAAAAGUGACGGAAAAGAAGGACAAGUUCUGGAAUGUUCUCUGAUCAACAGCGUUCGUGCUGGAGUCGGGUCGAAGGACUCAAAGAUCGUGGCGUCGCUGGAGGCCGCGGGGAAGAAUGAAACCGAUCUGGAUGGUCGCAUCAUCUGCGUGUGCAGCGGACCGGAUCUGGUCAACCUCAGCUUCAUGUACAUGGUGACCGACAACUCCGACACCGCCAAGAAAUGGAUGGAGGGGCUGAAAUCAGUGAUUCACAACUUCAAGGCGAAUAAUGUUUGUCCAAUGACGUGUCUGAAGAAACACUGGAUGAGAUUGUCGUUCCUCACCAACAUCAAUGGGAAAAUCCCUGUGAGAGGGAUAACACGGACGUUCGGCUCUGGGAAAACCGAGAAGGGAAUCUUUCAGGCGCUAAAGGAGCUCGGGCUGCCCAGCGGGAAGAAUGAUGAAAUUGAACAUUCAGCGUUCACGUUUGAUAUAUUCUACUCGCUGACGUAGAAAAUCUGCCCUCGUACGGACAUAGAAGAGCUUUUCAAACAGAUCAGCGGAGAUAAAAGUGAUUAUUUAACCAUAGAGCAGUUAGUCAGCUUUCUGAAUGAAAAUCAGCGAGAUCCUCGACUCAAUGAAAUUCUCUUUCCGUUUUACGAAGCCAAACGAGUCACGCAGAUCAUCGAGAAGUACGAGAGAGAUGCCGACCUGAAGAAGAAAGGUCACAUGUCCUGCGACGGAUUCUGUCGGUAUCUGAUGUCAGAUGAGAAUGCGCCGGUGUUUCUGGACCGUUUGGAUCUGUGUCAGGAGAUGGAUCAACCGCUGGCUCAUUACUUCAUCAGCUCCAGUCACAACACAUAUCUGACCGGACGACAGUUUGGUGGGAAGUCUUCCGUGGAGAUGUACAGACAGGUGCUGCUCUCUGGCUGCAGGUGUAUUGAGUUGGACUGUUGGGAUGGUAAAAGUGAAGAUCAGGAGCCGAUCAUAACUCACGGGAAAGCCAUGUGCACCGACAUCCUGUUCAAGGACGUAAUUCAAGCUAUAAAGGAAACCGCAUUUGCAACGUCUGAUUAUCCUGUUAUUCUCUCAUUUGAGAAUCACUGCAGUAAACUGCAGCAGUAUAAGAUGGCGAAAUACAGCGAGGAGAUUUUUGGUGAUCUGUUACUGAAGCACCCGUUGGAGGGAUUUCCAAUUGAAGCCGGACAGCCGUUACCGUCACCAAACGACCUCAAACGGAAAAUACUCAUCAAAAACAAACGAUUAAAACCUGAAGUGGAACAGAAGCAGUUGGAGUCGUUUAAGAAGCACAUGGAAUCUGGUGAGAUGAGCAUACAGACCGGAGAAGAUGAGAAUGAUGAAGAUUUAGACAGCGCGGUGGACAGUAAAGAUCUGAACUCUGACCUGAAGAACAUCAACAGUCUGUCUGUGUCAGAAGAUCUCAGUGAAGCCGAUCACCAGGACAACAGCAUCAGGAAGAAGAUCACAGAUGAUGAUGUCACAGAUAUUUCAGAAGUGACGGAGAUUACAGACGCAACGGACAUCUCUGAAGCUUCUGACCUGGACAAUAAAAAGAAGGGUGUAGAAUCGGCUGAAGACGCAGACGCUGAGCAGCAGUUAAUCGCCUCGUACAAGUAUGAAGGAGCGACGACCAACAUUCACCCGUAUCUGUCGGCGAUGGUGAACUACGCUCAACCUGUCAAGUUCCAGAGCUUUGAAGUGGCAGAAGAGAGAAACAUUCAUCACAACAUGUCGUCCUUUAACGAGUCUGUUGGUUUGGGAUAUCUGAAGACAAACGCCAUCGAGUUUGUCAACUACAACAAGCGGCAGAUGAGCCGGAUCUACCCUAAAGGCGGCCGCGUGGACUCCAGUAAUUACAUGCCACAGAUCUUCUGGAACGCCGGAUGCCAGAUGGUGUCGCUAAACUUCCAGACUCCAGAUUUGGGCGUGCAGCUGAAUCAGGGAAAGUUUGAGUAUAACGGCGCGUGCGGGUAUCUGCUGAAGCCAGACUUCAUGCGGCGUGCCGAUCGGAUGUUUGAUCCGUUCUCAGAGACGCCGGUGGAUGGAGUGAUCGCUGCCACCUGCAGCGUACAGGUGUUCUCAGGUCAGUUUUUAUCGGAUAAGAAGAUCGGCACGUAUGUGGAGGUGGACAUGUAUGGUCUUCCCACAGACACCAUCAGGAAAGAGUUCAAGACUCGUAUGGUGAUGAAUAAUGGACUGAAUCCGUAUUAUAACGAGGAGCCGUUCGUCUUCAGGAAGGUGAUUUUGCCCGAUCUGGCCGUGUUGCGUAUCGCGGUAUAUGAUGAUAAUAAUAAGCUGAUCGGUCAGAGGAUCCUGCCGUUGGACGGUCUGCAGGCGGGUUACAGACACAUCUCACUGCGCAACGAAGGAAACAAACCGCUCUCGCUGCCUACCGUCUUCUGUAACAUCGUACUCAAGACUUACGUACCUGACGGCUUCGGCGCUAUUGUUGACGCUCUUUCCGAUCCAAAGAAAUUCCUAACCAUCGCUGAGAAACGUGCUGACCAAAUGCGAGCGCUGGGGAUUGAAACGAGUGACAUCGCAGACGUCCCCAACGAAAGCUCGAAGAGUGACAAGAAAGGCAAAAUCAACCAGGUGAAAACAAACGUGACGCCGCAGAUGAGCUCCGAGAUGAAUUCAACCACGAACAACAUCGGCGAGACCAAACGUGAUCAUUCUGCAGUUGUGAAUCAAGUAAACAUUGAAGAUUUGAAACAAAUGAAGGUAAUAUUACGUUCAGUGAAACUGAUGAAGAAACAGCAGAAGGAACUGAACACGUUAAAGAAACGACACGCUAAGGAACACAACGCCAUGCAGAAGUCUCACUGCACUCAGGUGGAUAAAAUGAUCGCACAACACGACAAGGAGAAAUUCACACUGGAGAAACUUCUAGAGAAAGCCAUCAAGAAGAAAGGAGAAAAUAACUGUUCUGAGUUAAAGAAGGAAAUGGUGAUAAAAGUGGAAACACUGACGACAGAUCAUAAAGAGAAGGUGAAGGACAUCGUAGCGCAGCACACUAAAGAGUGGUCAGAGAUGAUCAACACGCACACUACAGAGGAACAGGAAAUGAAGGACGGUCAUGUGACUCAACAGUGUGACGUCCUGCGCAAGCUGCUGGCCAGCGUUCAGGAACAACAGACGCUUCAACUGAAAGUCGUGCAUGAACGGCAAAGCAAAGAAAUGAAGGCGAAUCAGGCGAAGUCAUCGAUGGAGAACAGCAAAGCCAUCAGUCAAGACAAGACCAUCAAAAAUAAAGCCGAGCGCGAGAGGAGAGUUCGCGAGCUGAACAGCAGUAACACUAAAAAGUUUCUUGAAGAGAGAAAAAGGUUGGCGAUGAAACAGGCGAAAGAGAUGGAGCAGCUACAGAAAAACCAGCGAGAACAGCUGGAGAAACUGGAGAAAUGUAACGAGCAGCUUUUGAAAUCACACCAUGCAAAGUGUCCGACUCAAGGCCAAGGACAUGCAGAAGAUGGUGAAGCUGGAGGAGGAGAUGGACCGCAGACCAGCCACGGUGGUGUAACGCCUUCACCUGUCACCUGACACGAGAGAAAGAGCGAACGCCACCUCGCCAACACAACCAAACGAAACCCCCAUAAAUCCACAUCACUGCACUCAACGUGUCUGUCACACUCCUCACCCCUGCAGUCUGUAUGUCUGUAACCCCGCCCCCUCAGCUCUAGCCCCGCCCACCACUGCAGCUGUGCCCAGCCAAUCCCAGCCGUAGCUCUGCCCACUCUGCUGUAAACGAGCUUUGAACACCCCCCGGAUUUCUAUGAAGCACAGCCGCCGUCACGUCCCCUACAUAGUGAGCACAUCAGCGUGUCUAGCGCUCAGAAGUCUGUCAACUUCUCUCAACUGAACGUGUCCGGAGCACUUUAUAUGUGUAGAGACGAUCUUUGAAUAUGUAGCGGAGCGCUAGCUUAUCUCUGUACAGGACGAAUGUAGAGCGAGUGUGAAUGAAACCAAACGUCAUCGCCGAUGUCCUUCUCAAGCAGUCGCUUUUAUCAUCUGUUCACUUGUUUUUAAGAUAGAUGCGCAUCAUGCGUUUGUAUUUUAGAAGUGGAACUUUUUAAAACGCUGAACGGCCCUCCGUCAGGGUCAUUCAAUCACAGCGCUGCACUGGACCUGUUUGAAGACAGUUGGUGUGUUAGUGCAUGAGGAGUAUUGAGCGGGACAGGUGCAGGAAGUAGCGAAGCGUCACACCUGUGUCCUUCAGGUCCUGUACUGUACGGUGCUAUAAACAAAGACCUUGUGCAGCUGGACACGUCAACAUGUCUCACACUGAACUUCUGUUGCAUUUUGGGUUUUAUUCCUUUUAUUUUUUAGAAGUAAGCUAUUGGUACUUGUUAAAAGAAAGAGUUUAUUGUAUAUUCUGGGUUAAAUGUGCUCAUAUUGACCGAACGUUUGAGGGUUUUGGGAUCAUAUGUAUAUUGUGUUUUUGCUUCUUUACGUUCAUGUUUUCAAGUGUUUGCUGGUGAUCACAUGACUAGCGGAAACUCCAUCAGCUACAAACGUGCCACAAUAUGAUCGGACAUCACAUUAUUAUACUAAUGCCAACAUAAGGGUUAUUUAUAUACAGAUACAUGUAUAAAUAUAGAAAAGUAUAUGAUUAAAUACGGCGAAUACUUUAAGACUGCGUUUUGUUUCUUAGACGCUUUUUGCACUAGCUGAAUGUUUUCUGUCUGCGGAUUCUUUUUGCAGAACUGUCGCUCUGAAUCUCAUGUUUCUGUCUGUCUGCUGUAGUCUGUAGCUUAAUGCAUCACGCUGAGUGCUUUUGUAUUUAUAUCGUAUUUGUCAAACUUCAAGCAAUGAAACACUAAAACAAAAGAAAUCCUGUUGUUAUCUGCUACUUUAAUACUGUUUUAUAGUAUGUGUACCAAUAAACGAUCCCAGGUGUUAAAAUGAAAAUCAUUUAUUGUGUCAAGAAUCUCUUAAAAUCGAGAGAUGAUGUGACGUUUGAGUUUUAUGCUGAAUUCAUAUUUUUGCAUUGCACAAAUUUAAAGGUACAGUACACGAUUACAUCCCUGCGUUAAUCUAAAUGUAACUAUGCUGCACAAGAGGACUCACUCACUUAUAUUGUCCCAUUCAUGUUUUAUUCAAAUGUCAUAAGUGUUGUGCACCAUGAACCAAACCAAUCAGCUCCGAGGGGAAUCACAACAUCACACGCUUUGAUUUGAAGUGAAAUAAAUAUAUAACUAUUUGAAAACUGUCUUUAAUGAGGUUAUAAACGACCAUCCCAUGAAGCAUUGCCAAUGACAUCAUCUAAUAUAUAACAAUAA